Taeniopygia guttata (zebra finch) is the source of this 581-nucleotide messenger RNA. NCBI's taxonomy places the organism in Eukaryota, Metazoa, Chordata, Aves, Passeriformes, Estrildidae. The record is from RefSeq and is a predicted model, not a curated record.
UGCCUCAAGCAGCAAGACUGGCUCUGAGCUUUACCAAACGGCACCAAAAGCAGCGGACCUUGAGGAUUUGGUUGAUUUUCCAGCAGCAAGUGAAAUGAAAAGCCUGGCAGACCGUAUCCAGCCAUCCCAGAGGCAGGAUGCGUGGAGGUGCCGGGAUUUUUUGGGGGAGCUGCGAUGAUGGGGUGGGCGGAGGGGUAGGGGCAGCAGGUACCCUCAGUUCUGCCUCCCGAGGAGGGGAGCGGCGCAUCCUCCAGGGAGUGCCCGGGGAUGGGGGAAAGCGGAGCAUCCUCCCGGGGGCGGAAAGCGGAGCAUCCUCCGGAGGGUCCCGAGGGAGGGCGAGCUCAGCAUCCUCCGGGGGCAUCCCGGGGGUAGCCCGGCGCUGCGUGGAGCGGCGGGAACGCAUGCGUGCGGUGCGGGCUCUCCCCGCCGGUGCCCCCCCGGUCUCGCCGCAGGAAACCGGCUGGCGGCCGCGGGCCGGCGCCGGGGGAGGCGAGGGGUUAACCGGGGUGGGGGCAUCCCGGGCCGAGAGGUGUGAAUUCCGCCCGCUCUCCCCCCUGCCUCCCCCCACGCCGCCGCUAUAA